Molecule: messenger RNA, 1812 nt
Organism: Manihot esculenta (cassava)
Lineage: Eukaryota; Viridiplantae; Streptophyta; Magnoliopsida; Malpighiales; Euphorbiaceae
Exons: 13
Coding region: 387-1574 (395 amino acids)
Molecular function (GO): epoxide hydrolase activity
Source: RefSeq, a predicted model, not a curated record
UAGAAACCCUAGAGCAGUAAUGAUAUUGUCGCUGCCGCUUCUAAAGAGAACUACCAUCGAAGAUGGAAGAGACUGAGCUAUCACUGGUAGAUAUGGAGCUAAGACGCGGAAAACACAGAGAAAUAACGUAAGCCAUGAAGUCCGGUUUGAAAUCAUGGAAGCCUGGUCUAUGAAAGGACGAGGAAGAGUUUACGGUUUCACUCCUAGCCUGAAGGUAGAUUAACCACAUAUGCAUAUAUAUAUUUUUUUAUUUCCCCAAAUGAAUUAAUUAUCCUUAAAAAAUGAGAGCCAGAGAAGAGCCAUCCUCGCCAAAGCAUAUUUAACGGUCUCUUUUGGUUUUCACGACUUCACACUCACAAUCUACAGCUACAGUAUACUAUUCAGCCAUGGCCAUUCAAGCUAAAACCUCCCCCUUUCUUCCCUCUAACCAUUUCCAAUUUCCUCCUGCUGUUCCUCUUUCAUCUCUUCUUCGCGUACCCUUCAAAUCAGCGGCUCCAAACUCCCAUAGAAAAUCUCUCAGACUCACUUGCAAUUCCAGCGGGGAAGAUGAUUAUUUGAUAGAUGCUCCGAUUUCUGCUGGAGAUGGCUUUUCUUUCAGUGGAGGCAAAUAUUCAGAUGAGCCUAGCCCGGCCGAUGAAUGGUUUAAGCAAGGAAAGAUAGUGAAAGCUCAUCCUGUUCUUGGCUCUGGUGGGAAGGCAAAAGAUCCUAUAUUUGGACUUAAAAUGGGUGCUGGUUCUCAGGCCUCAGAUGAUGUUUUCAGAUGGUUUUGUGUUGAAAGCGGAAAUCCCAAUAACCCCACAGUUAUACUAAUUCACGGUUUCCCUUCACAGGCAUACUCUUACCGCAAAGUUCUUCCCAUACUAUCCAAAAACUAUCAUGCAAUUGCUUUUGAUUGGCUAGGCUUUGGCUUUUCAGAUAAGCCUCAACCUGGAUAUGGAUUUGACUAUACUCUAGAUGAAUAUGUAUCAUCCUUAGAGUCCUUGGUUAAUGAAGUAUCGAAGGAUAAGGUCUCACUUGUUGUGCAGGGCUACUUCUCACCAGUUGUAGUUAAAUAUGCAAGAAGUUUUCAGGAAAAAGUUAAUGAUCUGAUACUCCUUAAUCCUCCUCUAACAGCAGAUCAUGCCAACCUUCCAUCAACUUUGUCUAUAUUCAGCAACUUCUUGCUGGGUGAAAUUUUUUCCCAGGAUCCUCUAAGGGCCAGUGAUAAAGCCUUGACAAGCAGUGGUCCCUAUCAAAUGAAGGAAGAUGAUGCAAUGGUCUACAGAAGACCAUAUCUUACAUCGGGUUCUGCAGGGUUUGCACUGAAUGCAAUUAGUAGGGCCAUGAAGAAGGGCCUAAAGACAUAUGUAGAAGAAAUGAGAAAUAUACUUCUGGACAAAAAUUGGAAAAUUCAAACCACCGUGUGCUGGGGCCGGAGGGAUCGUUGGUUCAGCUAUGAUGGAGUUGAAGAAUUCUGCAAGGAUUCAAAACAUAACCUGAUUGAACUUCCCAUGGCAGGGCAUCAUGUACAGGAAGACAGUGGUGAAGAACUUGGAGGAAUCAUUUCUGGAGUUAUCAGGAAGAACAGAAUUUGAUGAUAUCAUACAAUUAUAUAUUGGAUGCAAAUGUUCCAAAAACCACUGUGAGGUCUUUGAUAAAAGACAUUCUUCUUUUAGUUGUAUGCAUGAUGCUGUACAUUUUUGUGUCUAAGAAAUGAAUACACAAAUCAAAUCAGCAAGUUUGUUUGUUCAGUUAUAAACCAAUCCUUGUCAUGUUUUGUUGAAUUUAACGCUCUGUUUGGGAGAAUGUAUAUUAAAGUAAGGUUAUCUAGUA